This is a messenger RNA of Pieris macdunnoughi, 3336 nucleotides long. Lineage: Eukaryota; Metazoa; Arthropoda; Insecta; Lepidoptera; Pieridae. The record is from the annotation of a GenBank genome assembly.
AUGACGAAAUAUACAGAGUCUGAAACCGCUAUUUACAAAUUAGCAAAACAUUUCUACAAUGGAUUUUAUAAGUUUUAUUUAAGCCCGCAAGAAGUAGAGUCCUUAACAUGGUCUGCACAAGAAAAGCUUCUUAACUUAACAUUGAAUAAUAAUCUUUUAAAAAUGUAUCCAGUAAGCAGCAAUUUUUGUAGGUUGUUUUUAAAAAAUAUUUUGAAAUGUUUAGAGGGAAGGCAAGAUGUUCAUGAAAGCAUUUAUGACUACCUGUGUUCCAUUAUGAGUAAUAAGCAAGGAAUAGAUGAUUUUUACUAUAGACACUAUGUUAUUGGGAGUAAUUUUAGUCAAAUUGUUACUUUGAAGGAAUCAAAUAAUAUGGUUGUUAAUGGAACUACAGGAAUGAAAACUUGGGAGGCAGCUCGUUUAUUGACAGAUUGGAUUCUUACAAACAAAAAAUUCUUUUAUAAUAAAAAAAUAUUAGAAUUGGGAUCUGGUAUUGGUUUUACUGGCAUUACUGUUACAAAAUUCUGUGAUACUACUUCUGUAACAUUAACUGAUUGCCAUGAAGAUGUUUUAAAUGCAAUUAAUGAAAAUAUUAUAAUAAACUUUCCUGUAACAAGUCAAAGGCUAGAAAAAGAAUAUACAGAAAAUGAUGUUGAUGGAAAAUUGAUGAGAGUAAUGAUGUUAGACUGGAAUGAUAUUGAUCAAAUAGAAGUUCCAGACAUUCCAGAUAUAAUAAUAGGUGCAGAUAUAGUAUAUGACCCAUGUAUAUUAGAGCCUCUAUGUAAGGUCCUACAAUCUUUUUUCCUAAAGAAUAAAUCUAUAAGUGCCUUCAUAGCAUGUAUUAUAAGAAAUGAAGACACAUUUAAUAAAUUUAUCCAAACCUUAGCUGACUAUAAUAUGAAAGAAGAAAAAUUAUAUAUGCCUGAAAAUAUUAAUUUAGAGUGGGAUCCCAGUGUUAAUCAGUACUCUGCAAAUAAACCUCUUGUAUACUCAUUAAAAAUGGAAAAAGCAAAAAAGGUUGUGCGCAAAAGAAAACUCGUUAAUAAUGAAGAAGAUAAUAAUAUUAAAAAAAGACCAAUUAAGAAGACUAAAACCCAGAAAGAGCCGACAGAAAUAGAAGAAUAUAAUAAUGUAGAUUUAAAAGAUGACGAUACCGUAAAAAUUUCUAAUAAUGUGUGGAAUGAAGCUGAAAUGCUCUCUUAUAAAGAAAAAGUGCCUAAACAGUUAGCAGAAAGUUUUAUUACAUUAUUAACUGAAGGCUGUACUUUACCAUUCAUUGCAAGAUACCGUAAAGAAGCUAUAGGGCAUCUCCUACCCGACAGACUACAAGAAAUAUAUGAAAGUUAUCAAUGUAUUAAUCAUUUUAAAAAGAAAGUUAAGUCUGUAUUAGAAACAUUAAAAAAGUGCAAAAAACUAACACCUGAAGUUGAAAAGAGUAUAUUAAAUGCAAGAAAUUUGUCAGAGCUUGAUUUAGUGUAUUCACCUCUUAAAUCACAUUCAUUGUCACUUGCUGAAAGAGCCAGGAAUCUUGGUCUUGAGCCGUAUGCAAUCAAAGCAUUGAACGGUGAAUACAUUGAUUUACAAUUACUAUGCAAUGGGAGUGAUGAAUUGUCUACUGUUGAUAAAGUGGAAACUCACAUUACUCAUAUUAUUGCUGAUGUUAUUUAUAAGGAUACAAGAGUACUAGAGGAAAUGAGGAAAUUAAAAGAGGAAACAAGGUUUACAUUACAAAGCAGCAGAACGAAAAGUUCUACAAAAGAUACAAAGAAAGAUGCAAAUAAGAAAUAUGAUACUAAAUCAGAUCCAGACACAUAUAAGUUAUAUUUUGAAUGGAAGUGUCCUGUACAGUUUGUGAAGAGUUAUCAAACACUGGCUAUCAAUAGAGGAGAAGAUGAAAAGAUAUUGUCCGUUAAAGUUAUUGUGCCAGAUUGGUUUUAUAAUAAAUUAGAAAGGUUUUGCUUACCACUAUGGGGUAGUAACCAUUGGGUCCGCAAAGGACUCCAAGAUGCAUACAAUCGUCUGAUAAAGUCUUGGCUGUCGAGACAAGUACGGUCAGACCUGACCACAGCCGCUGAAAAGGAGGCAAUUAAAACUUUUACAACGAAUUUAGAGAAAUAUUUAUUAACAGAACCUAUUAAAAAUAGAAGAAUAGCUGGCCUUGACCCUGGCUUUAAAGCAGGAUGUAAGGUCGGUAUUAUAGAUGUAAAUGGCGCGAAGUUGGAAGCGUGUACGAUAUACCCGAAUUUGAGGCAGCCAAACAAAAAUGACCCGGCAGCUAAGCAGUUGCUAGAUUUGCUCGAAAAACAUGGAGUAGAAUUAAUAGGUUUGGGUAAUGGUACAGCGUGUCGGGAAACUGAGACGUGGUUGAAGAGCCAUCACAUAUCUGAUGGUAUACCAAUCAUCAUUGUACCAGAGCAGGGGGCAUCUAUUUACUCCAUUAGUAAGGAAGCUCAGAAGGAACACCCAAAUAUGGAUCCAAACUUGAUAUCUGCUUUAUCGAUCGCAAGGAGAGUACUUGAUCCUUUGGGAGAACUUAUUAAGGUGGAUCCAAAGAACCUAGGCGUAGGCUUGUACCAACACGACAUACCCCCGAAGAUGUUAGAAGCGGCCUUAGACAGUGCAGUUGAAAAGGUCGUUAGUUUGGUGGGAGUCGAUAUAAACACCGCUUCUCAAGCUAUGCUUAGACGAAUAUCCGGCCUAAACGAUGGCAGAGCGAAAAAAAUAAUAUCUUAUAGAGAAGAAAAUGGUUCUUUCAUUACACGUGCUGAAAUUUUAAAAGUCUCCGGUAUUGGAAAGAUUACGUACCAGCAAUGUGUUGGUUUUUUAAAGAUCGUUGGUGGAAAAGAACCCUUGGAUAGCACUAUUAUCCAUCCAGAAAGCUAUGGAGUGGCUAAAUUAUUCGCUAAGAAAAUCGGUGUGGAUAUAAAACAUUUGACUCGGCCGGAUUUUCCGGAUUUAGUAGAGCGAAAAAUUUUGACAAUUGACAUUACAUCGCUCAGCAAGGACUUGGGCACAGAUGUCAGUACACUAGAGUUAAUUGUCACCGCCUUUAAACAAAAAUCCUACGAAGACAAUGUUAUUACAUUCUGUAGACCUGUGUACUCUGUGUCAGUGCAAAGUAACGAACAGUUGGUUACGGGGACGACUUUGACAGGUGUAGUCCGGAAUGUGGUACCGUUCGGCUGUUUCGUGGACUGUGGUGUCGGCGAUAACGGCUUAAUACAUAAGAGCCAACUAGGAAGUUAUUCGCCCAAAUUAGGCGAUAGAGUGGCUGUCACCGUCAUAAACACGCCGAAACCGAAGAAAUUACAAUUAAAAUUGGAUAAAAUACUUGAUUGA